Molecule: messenger RNA, 4802 nt
Organism: Nymphalis io (European peacock)
Lineage: Eukaryota; Metazoa; Arthropoda; Insecta; Lepidoptera; Nymphalidae
Gene: par-6
Product: partitioning defective protein 6
Exons: 7
Coding region: 143-1054 (303 amino acids)
Biological process (GO): centrosome cycle
Molecular function (GO): protein binding
Source: RefSeq, a predicted model, not a curated record
ACGACGCGAGAGUAGUGUUAAAAGAACAGCCUCAUUUAUUUGAAACUAUUAAUGUUUUACAAUGUUUUUUCGUAAAGUAAGUGCCUAAACAAUUAUAGAAUAGGUUUAACGUGUUAGUGUUACUGCGUUAAAUGCUUUCGAGAUGUCGAAGAACAAAAUAGCUGCUCGAAUCGACAGUCAAAGUGUUGAAGUAAAAACUAAGUUUGAUGCAGAAUUCCGAAGAUUUUCACUGAGUAGAUUGGAAAAACUGAAAUACGAAGACUUCAAAGCUCUUAUUGAGAAACUUCACAGACUUCAUGAUGUCACCUUCCUCAUUAGUUACACAGACCCUCGAGAUGGUGAUCUUCUACCAAUCAAUAAUGAUGACAAUCUCGCGAGGGCUCUACUUACAGCAAGGCCUCUACUCAGAGUCAUCAUACAGAGAAAAGGCGACAGUCUUGAGGAGCUCAACGGCUAUGGCACGAUGCGACCACGGAACAUAAUCUCGUCAAUACUCAGCGGAACUCCUGCUAAGAACAAGGGACUUGCGAUUUCGAACCCUCACGACUUUAGGAUGGUAUCAGCAAUUAUCGAUGUAGACAUUGUACCAGAAACAUGCAGGAGGGUUAAGCUACUCAAGCAUGGCUCCGAUCGACCUUUGGGAUUCUUUAUAAGAGAUGGCACAUCAGUUCGUGUGACGCCUAACGGAGUGGAGAGAUCCCCGGGUAUAUUUAUAUCGAGGCUGGUGCCUGGAGGUCUGGCCGAGUCGACCGGGCUGCUCGGUGUUAACGAUGAAGUGUUAGAAGUGAAUGGAAUAGACGUGUCUAAUAAAACCCUCGAUCAAGUAACAGACAUGAUGGUGGCCAACUCGUCCAACCUCAUCAUCACGGUGCGCCCCGCCAACCAGCGCACCGCGCCGCCGCCGCGCGCGCCCAGCGAGCCCGACGACGACCGAUUCGAUCAAGAGGAUCAAGACGAAAUCGUCGAUUUAACAGCGGUCACAUUAGAGGAUCAACCGGAACCAGCCUUCUCACACAUUCCGAGCAAAGACGAUGGGCAGAUUCUGCACCUAUAGUAUAUACUGCAGAGGUACCGCCGCGGCAUACAAGUAAGAGACAUUCCUUAGUGCUAUGUGCAGUGAUCAUUCCCUUUUAGAUUCUAAUACGUAGACAAUAAGAGUUGAUAUCGCGUGUACUUAAAUUUAUUUUUUUCAUUGCAGUAGCAUCGACGACAGUAGUGGAUUAUAAGAGUUUUUUUUUUUUAAAUGUAAAUGUGUCAAAUUAUAAAUUGUUUCGUCUCUAAAAGAGUUGAAAAAAAAAAACAAAAAUCUUGUUAUAAAAUUCUGAUACGAAUUGACAUAUUAUAUUAAAAUUGGAAUUAUAUUGCUAUUCCGUAUUCGUUAAAAGCAAUAUCGUAUAAUGAAAUGUGUUCAAAUUUGAAACAUAUCAAUUUGGAAGAUAAAAUCACUAAAAUAAGAUAAAAAUUAAACUCAUGCUUUUAAAAGAGCGUAAAUGCGUAAAAUUUAUGUCUAUUUCCAUUUUACUAUAAUUAAUGAUUAAUAUUUAACAUAUCAUUAAUUAAAUAUACUAGCGUCCCGCUAAUCCGGACUUAAAUCGUUUAAUUAGGACGAAAUAAAAAAAAAUAAAAACAAGUAAAUUUUAAUUAACGCGAAAUGGAUUAACUCUGAAGAAUUAUUCUCUCUAAUUCCUGCUUCCCCCUCUCUUCUGCUUCUCGAUGUCACCGCCUAACUGUGACAUCAAUUCCAUCGCGAACAAAGAAAUUUGGCAACUCCUUUCUUUGUCGCACUUCCAAAAAAUGGAAUUCCUUACCAGCUCACGUGUUCCCCUCCUCUUACAACCCGGGUUCCUUCAAACGAGGCGUGAAGAGGCAUCUUGCGGGACGGCAAGGCGAAGGCGGCUAGUGCAGAACGUUUUUCCCGUCUGUACUGGCCGUCGUCGUGUUUGGACUCUACUACCACUUACCAUCAGGUGGAGUAGAGUCAUUUGCCCUCCCGGCGAAUAUAAAAAAAAAAGAAAUAAGAAAAGCAUUUGGUUAAUUCAGAUGUCUACUGAGUCUUAUUUAUUUUGGUUCUAUUUCAGUAUAGUUCGAAAACUUAGAAUCUAUGUAAAAAGUUUGUUAUAGAAAAAAAAAGUUAAAUAUUUUAUUAUCUGCAUUUUAGAAUAUAGUCUGUUAUAUCCGGGUUCAGUGACCCACCCAUUAGGAUUAGCGGGCUCUACUGUAGUUAUAAAAUGAAUAUUAACUAUUUCAAUUUGAAACGAUUUAGAAAUAUUUCGUGAAUAUAUAUUUUAUCUGUGUGCUAAAAUAGAUUUUUUAAAUUGUUAAUAAUUUGCGAAUACGACAAUAAUGUUAGCUAAAUGUUUUGUAUUGAAUAAGUAUAAAAUUCCAUCCAUUUUUUGAUUAGAAUGUGCAUUUUUAGAAGUUUUUGCUGUAAAAUAUGAACUAUUUAGUAUUUAGGCAGAUGUUCCUAAUUCGUAACAUCAAGUUAUCUUUCUCUUGCUUAAACAGAGAUACAAAACGUAGUUAGGUCUGUUGAACAAACGUCACUCAUACUUAGCUAACGGCUCGUUCCUAUAUUUAAAGAAUCGUAUAAAAACUACUUAUUUCCCAAAAAUCUAAAACUAAAAUUUUUAUUUGUUCUACGUUAAUAAAUGAAUUAAUAAAAACCAAAAAUAAAUAUAUAUAAAUCUCAAAAUCGCUAAGAUCACUUCGCUCAAUGUAAAAUAUGUUUAUAAAUAUGCGAAAAAUACAUUUUUAAUCCGGACUAUUAUUUAAAUUUAAAAAUCAAAAAUCGCAAUUAAUUAAACAGUCGUAAACGUAUUUAAAAAAUAAUCUUUUCGAAAUGAAUUAAAUUCGAAAGAACUGUCAACAAAAAUACGCUGACCGAAUAAUGGAAUUGUUAAAUAAGAAUAAAUUCUAAGAAUUCUCUUAUAUUUUAGUUCUAUAAAUAUUUAAUCCUUGCAAUAAUCGAGUAUGACCAAUGAAUUACAAAAAUUAAAAUUUAUAUUAAAACUAUACACAAUAACAAAUGUGUGGAUCAUAAUAAACUGAAAAUAUCAGGUUCAGAUCAGAUCAGACUUGAAGAUAAUAACAUAUAAUGAAAUGUAAAAACUUAUAUAUGCACAACUUAAGAACAUUAUUAUAUUAAAGCCUGUAGAACUUAGAAAGAAAACAAUAUUCAUUUCGAAUAAAAAAAGUAUUAUAAAUUAUUUAAAUACCAUAUAUUGUAGAAUAGGAAUAGGUAGGCGGACGAGCAUAUGGGCCACCUGACGGUAACUGGUCACCAACGCCCAUAGACAUUGGCAUUGUAAGAAAUGUUAACCAUCGCUUACAUCGCCAAUGCGCCACCAACCUUGAGAACUAAGAUGUUAUGUCCUUUGUGCCUGUAAUUACACUGGCUCACUCACCCUUCAAACCGGAACACAACAAUACCAAGUAUUGCUAUUUUGCGGUAGAAUAUCUGAUGAGUGGGUGGUACCUACCCAGACGAGCUUGCACAAACCUACCACCAGUAAGUUUUAUAUGAGUUGAUAUAAAAAAUUAUUAAAAUAAUUACAAUUGAUAUUAUCAUGCAUAGAGGCAAAAACAUUUCACAAAUAAAAAAAAAUAUAAUAAUCAAUAAAUAUUAAACAGAAGGACUUUGAUCUGACCUUCUUUAUCAAGCCAAUAUAUCAAGUAAGCUAUGUGUCUAAGUACAUAGUACAAGUUUUCUAGGGCACAACUGAAGGGCAAUCAAUGGUCCUCCUGGCUGGCCUAGGCCAGUCUCAAGGGCAUUAAACUAAGAAUUGAACUGAAGAUUUAUUUGUAAAGAUGGCGCUACGAUCGCAUCUAAAAGCGCUGUAUCGCUUAUAAUUUUACCUUGCAAUAAUAUUUAAUCGGCUUAACGGUUCGGAUUUAUAAACUUUUAAUUAAAAUACUCUUUUAAUAACGCAUAAUACACUAAUAAUUUAAAAAUCAGAACAGAACACAAUGUGUAGUAUUUACUUUACAUAUAAUAUUAUUUCAUCUAGCUUGUACGUGCAAAUUUUCUGUUUAUAUUAUAUAUACAUCAAAAAUUUAUAUAACUUAUGAUAGGAGAAAACGAUUUUUUAAUAUAGGAAACGAGACUUCAACCGAAUCGAUUUAUUUUUAAUUCAAUAAGUUCAUAUUUUACUCUGUUAGGCGUAAACUUGCGAUGUUAAGUUUUAAGGUUGAAUAGAUUUUUCACUUCCAACGGAAGGUGCUAUAGAACUCGUUUAUCGUAUCGUAUACAAUACUGUUUCCUAAUACCAAUAUAUACAACGUUUGAAAUUGUAACAAAUUAUCGUUUGAGAAAUUUGAUUAGCUUUAAAUAUAAGAAUUUAUCUCGUUCAUUUGUUUAGAUAAUAUUAUGCGUAUACAUUCCAUAAUUUAGUACAUUUCGUGCCUUGAAUCUCUGUGUUAAAAACAAUUCUUUGUACCAAGUAACUACGUCGUUAAGUAUUUGCAUUUCGAACUUAGUUUUUAUCAUAGUUGAACACUUUGCAGUGUAUAGCCUAAUAUCAUGCCUUGCGGUUACUCUUUGUAAUUAUAUUCUCGAAAGUAUUAAUAUUUAUUAUAGAAUUAUACACUCGAACACAUACAAACGCACACACACAACACACAUACAUACACAUACACAUACACACGCGUGAAUAUAUACAUCCCUUUCGUUAAAUUUUAUCUCAAUAAUGAGUUAAAAUUUUUGACAGUUCUUUUAUAACGGAUUUGUCAAAACGUCAGUUUUAUUCCUCUGAUAAAUUAAGUGGCGAUUAAAAAAAUCGAUUCUUAGUUUCGUAUAACGUAUA